GGAAGUGACGUAGAAAGCGGCGGUUCGGCCCGGGGGUCGCUAUCUAGACGCAGGCCGUCAUGUUAUCUCUGGCACGGCUGGCGCCUUUGGUUCGCGUUGGAGGCCGUCUUUUCAGAGGCUGCGGCGACCGUACAGCUGGAGGCGGUGGAAUCCGUCAUGCUAGUGGUGGUGCACAUAUAGAGCCUCGUUAUAGACAAUUUCCUCAGCUGACUAGAUCUCAGGUGAUUCAGGCUGAGUUCUUCAGCGCAACCAUGUGGUUUUGGAUUCUCUGGCGUUUUUGGCAUGAUUCAGAUGCUGUGCUGGGUCACUUUCCAUAUCCAGAUCCUUCUCAAUGGACAGAUGAAGAACUAGGUAUUCCUCCUGAUGAUGAAGACUGAAAAUGUAGACUCAACUCUUUACAAGAGCCAAGUGAGAACAUCAAGAAACAAAAGACUUCAUAUUGUAAAUAAAAAUCAUAAAGUGAUUUGGUCAAGAAUGAGGAACUGAGUUAUGGGUAUUUCUGGUAAUGACAACCCCCUUUGUGGAUUAUUUCCUGUGUUCCAACUGAUGUGUUAAGUGAUACCCUUUUCAUUAGAUUCUCUUGGGUACCACAUGUUGUAGGUAGGCGUUAGCUCCAUCUACCAAUGAGGACUUUGAGACUCAAGAAUAUGAAGUAACUUGCUUAGGGUCACACAACUGGUGUGUGAGUUUAGUUCUGAUUCCAAGAAUGCUAUACUGCCUAUUUAGCUAGUAUUUUAGUCAUAUGCAUAUUCUCAGUGUGAAAACUCUUUCCAUGGAGGAAUGGGAAACAAGGUUGACAAAGGAUUUUUCAAUUCUUCUAAAAUUUGUUUCAAACUAUUUUCCAACUUUCUGAGACAACAGUUUUGAAAGUAGAUAGGACAGGAUUUUCCUCCAUCCACAUAUAAAAAACUGUGGUAAAGAAUGGCUUAAUGACUUGCCCCAAAGCACAACUAUUCAUUUCUUUUUAACUUAGACAUCUCACCUACACAUUGGGAAUACAGAACUAAAGAAGACGGAUAAGAUUCUGCUGUUAGAGAACUUACAUUUCAGAAAGGAAAAACAGACAAUAGGCAAAUAAAUACAUAAGAUUUACUAAUAAGUGCUAUGAAGGAAAUAACAUUAGGUGAUAGGCUAGAGGUGGGUGGAAGUAGGGGUGUUAAUCUUUUGGGUGGUCAGGGAAGGCCUCUGAACGGAAACCUGAACAAUUGGGAGGAACCAGUUGUGUGAAGGUCUGAGGAAAGAGUGUUCCAGGGACCAGAAGCAGCAAGAACAAAGGUUUUAAGAUGGGAACUAGGUUGCUAUGUUUAAGAAACAAGUCCAGUGAGGGAGAGGAUGGUACUAGCUGAGGUUAGCAGGUCAUGGUCGAAGGUUUAGAUUUUAUGUUAAUGCAGCGUGAAGUCUCUGGCCUGCUUUAAGCAGGAGUGGGAUAGGAUGUGAUUUCCUAAUACUCAGAUUUUCACUUCAUUUGGUGCUCUUCAGUUGUUACAAAGUGGGUAUAAUGGUGGCAAAAGCUGAAGCAAGUGGUACAGUUUCACCCCUCUCUUACUGUCAGGUCCAGUAGUCCUGCACCUGUUCCAAGGGGGUGCUGGAGACACUUACCCUUGGCUUGCUGUUUACUCGCCUAUAUAAGGGUGACGUCUCAGCUGAUAUUAAAGUCUUUACUAUAAGAUCAUCAGGUCUCUUCACACUUUUUAGGUCUCAUUUUUGUUGUUUCCUCUCCCUCUACUAUAUAAAGUUUUUAUUUUGAAAGAAUAUAACCCAUAAUAGUGAACUCAUAACCCUGUUAGCUCUUUUCCUUAGACAUCAAUCAGAAUUGAAGUAAAAGAUACCUUUUAAAAGCAGCAUUCUUUAAACUCAGUUCACCUGGCUUCCAUAAACUGGAAUCUUCUUUUCCAUGCUUAUGAAACCAACUUGAGCUGGUGCAGUAAAUUGUUCCCAGCCUUCUCUCAAAGGAAUGGGCCUCUUUCCUGCUGUGUAGCAUAUGUGAAAACACUUAAGUGGGAGAGGGCCCCAAAGAGAAGCUAAGUAGAACAUUUGAUUGAUGGCUAUAUCUAAAGGAAAUAAUAUCUAAAACUUUUUUAUGGGUCAGGUGCUGUUUUAAACACUUCACAUGUGUUCACUUAUUAAAUUCUCAUAUUCUAUUAUUUCUAUUUUAUAGAUAAGGAAGUUGAACUAUAGAUAGGUUAGAUAAUUUACCCAAAUUCAUACCGCAAGGUAUUGGGACAGCUGAGGUUCAAAAACUGGCUGUCUGGCUCUAGGUCAAGUCAGAUUGAGAAUAAAGCACUGUGUAAACCUUUUUCUUUAUGCACUAUCAUUUUCUGAGUCUAGGAGAACUAUAUGACCCAGACAUUAGGUCCAAUUAUUAUCACAGCACCUGAUAAAAUUCCAGAAGCACUAAUGUGGUAGGUUUUAUAACAGAAUUUGAUCACAGUAACAAAGGCAUUCAUAAUUCUGUGCUAAAUUUUAAACAACUCUAUUAUAGAAUAAAUACCUUCUUAAAAAAUAAGGGCACAAUUACUGUCGCAUUUAUGUAUGAAGGUUAUUUUAAAAAUAAGUUUCUAUCCACGUUUAUAUUUUUUACAUGAUCAAAAUGCAGUUCAAAGAAAAUUUUAAGUCUCAAUAACAUUUUACAGUUAAUUCAAGAGGCAUGAGGACCAGAAACCAGAUUCCCCAAAUGUCCUCUUGAAGAUUUCUCUAUUGUUCUCUCAGACGAUUUCUGGUGAUGUUUUAAAACAGUGUUUACCUGUCUUCUGGAAACUUUACCCCAGUAUUUUGGUAUAUUUUGUCUGAAGAUGUAAGUGCUUUUUAAACUUCAGGUCACAACAUCAAAUGCAAGAAAUGAAUUCUAUGGGAGUAACCAGCACUUUGAAAAAACAAAAUAGAAUAGGAAACGAAUGCAUAGUUUCAAAUAUAUAUAUGUUUAUGUGUAUAUUUUGUGUGUCACCAUAGAAAAUGUAUUGUGAAUUGUGUCAAAAAAGUUUGAAAAUUACAAUUCAAAGGUGAACUACAGAUACAUUCUGUAAAUUACUUAAUUACAGCACAGAUUUCAUCUGAAACACAAGGAGAAGAGCAAUCAUUUUAAACUAAAAAUACAUUGGUUCACAACAUCACAAAAUACUUGAAGGUCAUCACCUGACAAAAAUUUGGUUACAAGUAGUAAAGCAUGUUUAAUGUGCCAGGCAUUAAUCUUGGCAACUAACUUUAAAAUACUCCUCAUAUAAAUAACCAACAAGCACUAAACAUGUAUGAAACAAAAUGUACAUUUCUCAGUCCCUCCAUUGCCUGGAAGAACCAUCAAAACCCCUGUUUCUGUUAUUGAAUGUGAUAGUACUAGAAAAAUAAUCUUGAUAAAGAGUACUCCAUGCAGUCAAUCUUUAUUAUAGCAGUAUUCGCAUAUUCACAUCAAGUACAUAGAACUUUUUUACCUUUUAUAUAAUACAGAGUUUUUAAAUAACUUUACACAGAAAUAAAUUCUUCAAUCUGAA
Messenger RNA from Choloepus didactylus (southern two-toed sloth), 3485 nucleotides. It is a transcript of the gene NDUFB2, whose product is annotated as NADH:ubiquinone oxidoreductase subunit B2. Gene Ontology annotation, cellular component: mitochondrial inner membrane. The record is from RefSeq and is a predicted model, not a curated record. Lineage: Eukaryota; Metazoa; Chordata; Mammalia; Pilosa; Megalonychidae. The coding region runs from base 60 to 377 and encodes 105 amino acids. The transcript is spliced from 4 exons.